Molecule: messenger RNA, 255 nt
Organism: Ostertagia ostertagi
Lineage: Eukaryota; Metazoa; Nematoda; Chromadorea; Rhabditida; Trichostrongylidae
Source: the annotation of a GenBank genome assembly
AUGUUCAAGUAUCUAAAAACGACGAUCUUGUUAGGAGGUUACGCCCUCCCGAAGGAGAAUGAAUGCAAUCAAAAGGAUCAGCUAGAUGCCAAUGGCUCGUUCGAAAAUUACAACGACAUCACCUCCGCAAUUAUGGAUCCUGACAUGGAAUUCAAACGCCUUAUCGGCGUUGUAUCAGAGCGUCAUACAGGACAUGAAGGUCAGUAUACGCAACAUGGUUUAUACGAAAAUGAUAGUGAUGACAAUGUUAUGUGA